Messenger RNA from Harpegnathos saltator (Jerdon's jumping ant), 745 nucleotides. RefSeq names its product histone-lysine N-methyltransferase SETMAR-like. NCBI's taxonomy places the organism in Eukaryota, Metazoa, Arthropoda, Insecta, Hymenoptera, Formicidae. Gene Ontology annotation, molecular function: nucleic acid binding. The transcript has 2 exons. Bases 39 to 626 code for a protein of 195 amino acids. The record is from RefSeq and is a predicted model, not a curated record.
UAACGGUCAAAUUAAGCCAUCGAGCGCCUCAGUCAGUUAUGAAAUGUCGUCGCAGCAAUUUAAUACGUCAACCAGUGCGUUCUCCGUUCGCUCCACCUACAGCAGAUGUGAGAUUCGUUCAGUCAUUCGGUUCCUCACUUCAGUCUCAUUCUCUUCAGUCUCAGUAUGACAGUCUCUCUAGUGGCGCCAUACCCAUUCUCCAUCCUCCAAAAAAUUCAAAGUUCAAUCUUCAGAGAGGAAAAUCAUGGCGUCCGUGUUUUGGGACUGGAAAGGGCUCUUGUUGGUCGAUUUCAUGCCCAAAGGGACCACCAUCAAUGCAGCUGCAUAUUGACAACGCCAGAUCCCAUACCGCCCGGCUCACUCAAGACCUGUUCGUAUCGUUUGGAUGGAACAUUGUCACUCAUCCACCCUACUCCCCUGACCUGGCACCCUCGGAUUAUCAUCUUUUCAAUAAAUUGAAGGAGUUCUUGGAUGGACAGCGCUUUUCGAACGAUGAGGAGGUCAUGCAGACUGUGACAAAGUGGCUUCAGGAAGUGAAGCGAACGGUAUACGACGAGGGUAUACAAAAGCUGAUGCCCAGGCUUCAAAAGUGCAUUGAUCUCAACGGCGAUUAUAUGGGGAAAUAAUAACAUAUUUUGGCACAUACCAUGUAAAUUUCAAUAAAAUAUAUUCAUUUUUCGAUUUUAAACAAUUGUAUUCUUACUUUCUGGAUGUACCUCGUAUUUGCAUAGUGAGUAUAUAGAGU